AUGAAAUGCGCUCACCUGCACAACAUCGUGCAGCUCUCGCUGGUGGAGUUGUGCAAGCUGAAAAAGGAUGAAUCAUGUACGGAUUGCGAAACCAAUGGACCAAAUCUAUGGAUAUGUUUGCAAAAGAACUGUCUCCAUAUUGGAUGCUCGGAACAGUACAAAGACCACAGUACAAUCCACUUCCAAUCGAACCGCACGCACUGCAUCCAUAUGAACCUCUCUUCCCAGCGUGUCUGGUGUUAUCUGUGCGAAUCCGAAUUGUUCCUCACAAAGCAACCACAUCCACACCAACAGCAACAGCAGCACCAGCAACAACAACACCAUCACCACUACCACCAUCGGCGAACGUCCGUUGUAAGCAACGAUUCGAGCGAUACUAGUCGCUAUUCGUCCGUUAACAAUGAUAAGUUGAUCGUGCACGCGGACAAGCUAGUAUCGGGUGCGACAGCAACGUCCGGUUACGGUGGCACCACGACUGGUGAUUCCUGUGAUAGUAGCGGCGAAGAGGAUGAUUUCGAACGGCACGGCAAGUGGAACGGAUUGGUUGGGUUGCAAAACCUGGCCAACACAUGCUACAUGAAUGCGGCCCUGCAAGCCCUAAGCAACAGUCCACCGCUGACGGGAUACUUCCUCGACUGUGGCGCUAUUCUCGAGACGGAUCUGCUUGGCGGUACGAAUCCGGCCGUCACGAAACCUGGGUUGGCGAAACAUUACCACAAACUGAUCCGAGAAAUGUGGUGCAAGAACCGACGGUAUGUCAUACCGAGUGGCAUACUGUGCGGCAUACGGAUCGUACAUCCAAUGUUCCGUGGGUACCAGCAGCACGACACGCAGGAGUUUUUGCGAUGCUUUAUGGAUCAGUUGCACGAGGAGCUGAAGGAAGUUACUGCUCCUCCACCGCCGGAUGUGCUUUCGCGAGAAACGGUGGAUGAGAUCGAUGAGCAUUCUGAUGGGCAUCCUUCGCCCUGUUCGUCACCGUCGCCUUCGCAAUCCGAGGGAGAGUACGAAACGUGUGACAGUGGUGUAUCGGAACGAUCGAGCCUGUCCGAUGAUCAACUGUCCCCGACCAAGCUAUCUACCAGCAACAAACGUUUCCGUAAGCUGUCAUCGCGUUCGCCGAGUCCACCCGGAACGGCCGUAGAUGGUCAAGUAAACCAAAGAAUGGCAGCAGCAGCACGGAUUCAUACCAGUUCCAUCCGGCAACAGUCGCCAGUAGGGAGCAAUCGUUCGAACGCGAGUAGCGUUUCAACCGCUAGUAUCACCAUUGGAGCUGUGGGCAACGCGGGAAUUGGUGCCGGUGGUGGAGGUGGUAGCGGUGAUCCUUCGGACGGUGGAACAACAAAGGACAAGUUGCCCCAACGGUCGAUCAUUAGUGAUAUUUUCGAUGGCAAGCUGCUGUCGUCGGUGCAAUGUCUCACGUGCGAUCGUGUGUCGACGCGUGAGGAAACAUUCCAAGAUCUUUCAUUACCGAUCCCUGGCAAGGACCAUCUGGCGGUGCUGCAUCAAACCCACCAAGGCAUGGGAUCGUCUGGUUCAGGUUCGGGUGUUUCAUCCGUUUCGGUUGGUAGUGGGGGUAGUGGGUCGAGCGGUAGUGGUAUGGGAGCGGGACCGAGUGGUGGCACGAGUGGUAGCUCGAGCAGUGGCAUUACGUGCUCGGAUGCCGUCUAUCCAGUGAAUGGAGAUAGUUGGCUUUGGUGGUUCUGGAACUCACCCUUCUGGAGCUGGGUACGUUCGUGGUUCUGGGGACCGGCCGUUACACUGCACGAUUGUAUGGCAGCGUUCUUCAGUGCGGAUGAACUGAAGGGUGACAACAUGUACAGCUGCGAACGAUGCAACAAACUGCGCAAUGGUGUAAAGUACUCGCGCGUGCUUGCCCUGCCGGAGAUGCUUUGCGUGCAUUUGAAGCGGUUCCGGCACGACCUGUCGUACAGCUCGAAAAUUUCCAGCCCGGUGCUUUUCCCACUGUACGGUCUCGAUAUGAGACCGUACCUGCACAAAGAUUGUCGCUCGGAAGUGACCACGUACGAUCUGUGUGCGGUCAUCUGUCACCACGGCACGGUGGGUGGUGGACACUAUACAAGCUUCGCGAAACACGAUCCAACCGGGAAGUGGUUCGAGUUUGACGAUCAACUCGUCACGCAGGUUACGCCGGAACACGUGCAGGGUUGUGAAGCGUAUGUGCUGUUCUAUCGGAAAAACAACUCGAAGAUGGCCACGGUGCGUGCCCAAGCGAGCAAUUUACUGACCAUGCAAGAACACGCAUCCGAUAUUCGAUUUUACGUAUCGCGCAACUGGCUUCACCGUUUCAACACGUUCGCUGAACCGGGACCAAUUGACAACUGGACGUUACUUUGUCCGCACGGUGCUUUUCCACCGAACAAGGCGUCGCACUUCUCCAAGCUGGUCGUGCCAUUCCCGCAGGCCCUGUGGGACUUUUUGUACAAAAAAUUUGGCGGUGGACCGGUGUGCAAUCACAUUUUCCCGUGUCACAUCUGUAAGAAGGCUGCCGAAACGCUGUCCCGGAGGCAACAUUACGAGCUUGAAACAUUCACAGCAUACAAUGACGAUUUUCAGUUCAACGAUACACCGACGACCAUCUACGCGAUAUCCAUGGCGUGGUUCCGGCAAUGGCAGCUGUUUGCCCGUGGUCUUACUACCGAUGAUCCGGGACCGAUCCAAAACAAGUCAAUCGCCAUACAGGGUGACACUAGUGUGCCGCUUCGAAGUGUUCGUCCAUUCUCGGACUAUGCGCAGAUCAAUGCUAACCUGUGGCACUUUUUCCACGGUAUAUAUGGCGGUGGUCCGGAAAUUGUGUUACAGGGCAAUCCGGUUCCUCCACCGGCAUCGCAUCAGGCCGCUUCACAACAGGAAGAACAAGCAAGGCAGCAACAACAGCUACCAAAGGAGCAGGUCUCAGAAUCCAUGGAUGUAUCGGAACAAGGAUAUUCAACAACGGAUUCACGAACGAGCGCCGUUCCCAAACAAACGGAUCAAGAUUCUGCAAUUGAAGUGACCAUCACUGAACCGCCGCCACCACCACCACAACAACAGCCGCACCAUUCAGUGUUAUCGAGCACAGUGGCCACAUCCAGUGCAGGAAUCACAAGUCCUCGGCCCCAGAAAAGCGUCUCGUUUGAGGAUACAGAUGCGUACCAUGAUGAGGACAGCAGCGAUGGUGAAAUGGCUGAUGAGAAUAAUGGACAUAGCGCCACAAAGCAGCAAACAUUCCCUUUCUCGUCCGGAACAGCCGGAAAUGCUCACGGUUCAAAGCGGAAAUCACACCCAAAGUCUGGUGCGACCGCGUUGCGGCGUCAUGAACCUGGCGUGAAAUCAACUACAGCAUCGGAACCACCUCCAACGGGUUUCAAACGAAAGCAGCACACAGUGAGCAGUGGUAAGUCGGAUACAAUACCCGCGGCGAUGAUGAAUGGCGAUUGUUCAGGAAACCCGGCGACGGCCGCUGUUUCGGUCGCCGUACACGGUGUAGAACAUCUGGAAAUAGGCACCAAAAAGGAUCGACGACAUAGGGUUAGCAUGAUGAAGGCGAACGGUUUCUUUGGCCCGGAAGGCAAAUAUCAAAGUUCAUCAAACGAUUACUCCAAUGGAGGCGACAGUAUGAAUGACGUUAAUCCGACAAUUACGCGGACAGAGUCGUUAUCCUUUCAUACGAUGUUGGGUUCCUCUACGGGUGUGAAUGGAGUUCGUUCCAUGGCCAGCUCCUCCUCUGUUCCAACGUUCACCGGACAGUCGACCGAUACGGCCCCGAUCCCUGCCGAUGGGAGCAAAACUACUGUGGACGAAAGCACGUCACUACUAUCACUGUCACAACCGCACGCUCUGGAUCACACGGGAACCAACAGUACAAGCUUGCACGAGUCAAAUGAAUUUCUUCAAGACGACAAUGACAGUAAAACUGGCAGCAGUUCGUUGCCAUCGACAACUUCCAGUGCCAAAAUGUCAUCCCGCCAAAAGGGAUCACAUCAUCGCCAUCAGGCCCAGACUGUUUCCGACGCACUAACAGCAUCGGUGACAGAGAGGAUUGCCGGUGGAGUUUCUUUCGGUCGACGGAAGCUAAAGAUGAAGUACAUGAAAAAGUUAGCCGGUCGCAAGACAGGUAGCAGUGGGGGGCGUGGGCGCAAUGGGACGAUGGCCGACGGGGAUGAUGGUAGCAUCGAGGACGGUGCUUCGGUGAUACCGCUAACCAUUAAUGGCGUCGGUGAGCAUGUCGCGGGCGAUGGCGAAGGUGUCAAAUGA
This is a messenger RNA of Anopheles marshallii, 4254 nucleotides long. RefSeq names its product ubiquitin carboxyl-terminal hydrolase 20 (gene Usp20-33). The transcript has 6 exons. Gene Ontology annotation, biological process: protein deubiquitination. The record is from RefSeq and is a predicted model, not a curated record. The coding region runs from base 1 to 4254 and encodes 1417 amino acids. Gene Ontology annotation, molecular function: zinc ion binding; cysteine-type deubiquitinase activity. NCBI's taxonomy places the organism in Eukaryota, Metazoa, Arthropoda, Insecta, Diptera, Culicidae.